This is a messenger RNA of Cutaneotrichosporon cavernicola, 4035 nucleotides long. RefSeq lists its product as uncharacterized. The transcript has 7 exons. The record is from RefSeq and is a predicted model, not a curated record. The coding region runs from base 1 to 4035 and encodes 1344 amino acids. Gene Ontology annotation, cellular component: Atg1/ULK1 kinase complex; phagophore assembly site membrane. Gene Ontology annotation, molecular function: molecular adaptor activity; protein kinase binding. Lineage: Eukaryota; Fungi; Basidiomycota; Tremellomycetes; Trichosporonales; Trichosporonaceae. Gene Ontology annotation, biological process: autophagy of mitochondrion; reticulophagy; autophagy of peroxisome.
AUGGACGUAUACCUCGCCUCGGACGGCGGGUUCGUGCAGAUCCCCCAUGCUCUCAGCGACUACGACUCCCUCGAAGGCGUCAUCACGGAUGCUUCUGCCGCCACCGGUCUCGUUGCAGGCAACGUCCUCCUCUUCACAGAAGACGGGCGCGAGCUCAAGCAAGAGGUGCUCGAGGAGCUCUGGGAGCGCGGGGGCCGCGGCGGCGGGUCCUCGCCACAGCGACAGGUCGUCUACCUCUUCAAUCGCGAGACGUUCUUCAGCGAUCCCGAGCGCUGGGCCAGCGAGCUCCGCGAGGAGAUAGUGUACCCACCUCCAUUAGAUGCAUCAGGCCAGUUGGGCGUCUCACAAGCACAAGCUCCCUUCGCCGCUGCGUACGACCACUUGUGCCACUUGCAAUCCCUGUUCAAGGCACAGGCGCACGCGUUACGCAUCGCGUAUGCAAACUUAUCUUACCACCUCGACCCUAUCGUCCAGGCGUUUCGCGAGUUCUCGGCGAGGGCGGAGAACCAGCUCGAUAGUCAGGAGAAGCUGCUAGCCGGGUAUCAGGUCGACAUGGCCAUGCUUCCCAAAGUUGUCGUGCACGAGGCAGUGUUCCGCCGACGCGAGAAAGACAGCAUCGACAAGCGCAAGGCGCUCGUUGACUGGAUCCACACGAAGAAGAUGGAGGAGGUGCGGAACCACUGUCAAGUGGCUCAUUCCGACUACGUCAGUCGGUACAACACUGUUCUCGGUGAGAUGGACGAGUUGGCCAUCCAGUCGGACGCGGACCGGCAACAAGCCGAGCACCGUAUCCUCGGCGUCGAGCACGAGUUCACCGAGGCACUCGAACGCAUCGAUCUCGCGCUCCAACAAGUGCAGGCGCUAUUGCAAACUGGUGACGCGGACGCAGACCAGGACCUUCGGGACCUUGACCAGGCCAUGCGGGAAGACCUUGCCGGCAUGACAGCUGUCAAGAACGACUUCACCCUCGACCUCCACGUCCAUUUAAGAGGGAUCGCCAACUACCAGGUCCGCAUGACCAAGCUCACGCGUCCAAUGACUGAGCUUGACCUCGACUUGCGGCAGAAGAACGCGUUCCCUCACCUCGAGCGGCUACACAACAUGCCAUUUGCGUACGCGGCCAACAUCAUCGAGAUCUUUCAUCGCAAGAGCUUCGCUGCAGCGAUGAUCGAGUGGGCGACUAAGAUGUCUCGGACUUUGAACACAGUCCUUGCGGAAGAAGGUCGCCGGCGGCAGCAACACAAGGCGGACAAUAUGCUGCCAUGGGAGAUCGCAGUACUAGAGGAGACUCAGAUUGCGAGCGUGGACGUCACCUUCUCCGGCGCCGACAUCAUCGCACACACGGGCGUGUCACGCAAGGACAUCGAUGGGCUCGUAGCGUCGCUAGAGAUCAUCCGGGACGACCCCGAGUUCCACGAUCUCCCAGAGACUGACAACCCCAUUCCAGCGCUCCUUGAGCAGAUCAAAGAGCUCAUGGCGACACUCGAGUCGUCAACCUCCAUGACGACGGCGGAGCUGGACCAGGCCGCGGCCAGUUCAGCAGCUGCGCCCAACGAGCUGCAGGAGUUGCGCGACGAGAACGCGGAAUCCAAGAAUCGUCUCGAGGGGAUGGAGCAGCACAUUCGCGACCUUGAGGAACGCCACGAACGCAAGGUGGAAAUGCUGCAGACCCGGCAGGGUGAAAUGCAGGAAGAGCAAGUCCGCCUUCGUACCGAUCUGAGCGAGGAGGUUCAAGCGCGGCAGCAGAUCGCAAACGAGCUUGACGACAAGAACAGAGAAUGUGAGGAGCUUGCGAUGGCUUUGGAUGAGCAGAAGGAGGUUGUCACCGCCAUGAGGGUCGAUGGACAGCAGGAGAAGGACCGGAUCAACGAUCUCGGCGUGCGGUUGCAGGAGGCCUUACUCGACGUUGACGGACUGCGCAGCGCUGAGCAGACGCUCGUCUUCCAGAUCCGCGAGAUGCAGGAAGAACGCACGCGCAUCAUCACCGAUCUUGGCGAGGCUCAACUCUUGGCCACGAACUGCGAAUCGGAGCUCGCUGGCACCCGCGCUGAACUGGAGGCGACCUCCAGCCAGCUUGUUGAAGCCCAGCGUGAUCGCGACCAGGCGCUCAAGAACCAGUCGGCCGAGGCUGAGCGCCUUAUGCGCGACCACAUCGCCGAGGCGGACGGUGACCGUGCUGUCCUUGAGCACCAGAACCUCACACUCACGAAGGAGCUUGAGACCGUCCGCGCAUCCCUGAACGAGAAGCUCAACUCGGCGAAGAAUACUCACGUUCGCCGCGAGGAUGGUCUCAAGGCGGAGCUGUCGUUCACCAAGGCCCAGCUGAGGGACGUUCAACGGCGUGAGACCGUUCUGUCCGACGAACUAGCGAUGGCCAAGGACGCAAGCGCGGCCGCAGAGAAGAAGGCAACGCACAACUCUGAGAUCGCGCGCGAUGCUGUCAUCCUUGCGGGCAAAUACCACGAGGCAUGUCAACGUCUCAUGUUCGCCAUCUCAUCGUCGACGACCAUCUCUGGCAGCCUCUCGCUUCCUUCUAAACCCAAGCUCUCCGGACCCGUACUUCCCGGGUCGUCUACAAGCAGCAUCGACAUGAACAACUCUUCGGUGUUGACGCGCUGCCUCGAGACGGCCAGCGGGUUCGAGCUCGACAGUUUCGCUGACGCGGUUCUCCGCACGAUUAACCUCGCGCGUAAGCUUUCCAAGAGCUGCAAGACGUACCGUGAACUAUCGCGCAGCAAAAUCACCAUUUCGAACUUUGGCAAAGGCGACCUCGUGUUGUUCCUCCCAACACGCAACGCGGCAGUGAACGCAUGGGCUGCGUUCAAUAUCUCGGCGCCUCAUCACUUCCUCAAGGUGACCGACGCUAUACGCCAGCAGCUCGUCGGCAAGGACUACUACCUGGCGCGUAUCACAGCGACGGACGAAGCGGUGGUGAAUGGUGACUCGGUGGAGACCAACCCAUAUGGCCUGGCCGAGGGACUGCGCUAUUACUCGCACCAUGUUGAAGAGUGGCAACCUGGGCAGCCACGCAUGUCACGCCGCUCCAUGUCCUCGAGCAUCCCCGUCGCUCUCAAACCAUCUCCCCCGCAGCGCCAGGCUAGCCAACCAGUUCGUCGGCAGCGCAGUCUGUCGCCGACGAAGGAGGGCUCGGUAUCACCGUCAGCUAGACCUUCUCCUCCACCCCGGAUCUCUGAGACGAAGCCUUCGCCACAGGCUCCCCUCUCGCCGCAGCCUUGGUCCGCAGCUCAAUCCCCAGUUCAUUCGCCAGUGCAUUCUGCCACGCACACCCCUUUGGCAUUGUCGCCAGCGCCGUUGGGCUCGUUGCCUCACCCCCAAUCGAGCCCUGGUGCCUCACCCCGCGCGUCAAUCGACAUGCGCUCACCUCCCCCACCCGACUUCGUCCCGCGCCGCUCGCUCGACGCACGCUCGCCUCAAAUCCUCGAUAGGCAGUACAUGGUCUCUCCACCCCCACCUCCAUCUUCUCCCACGACGCCCUUCUCCCCUUCCGCCGCGCUCGUUCGUCGCUCUCACCGGACAAGCCUGGCCAGCAACGCGUCUCCACCAGCACGUGACUUUGCGGCUUCGCUCGUUAGACCCUCGAGCGUGGCGAGCAGCGUUGGGUCUGCCGCACGUGCAGGGGCUCUACCCAUACCGGUCAGUGCGGCAAAGGGCGCGCCUGCAGCACCGGUCGCAACCUCGGUGGAGGGCUCACCGUCGAGCUUUGGUGACCACGGUCUGGGCGGUGUAGGUGUGCCCGUGCCUGCCACCCGCCGGCUCAACACGAAGGCUUCGGCCUCGAGUUUGAGGGCUGGGGCGCAGAGUGCGAGCCCGAAGAGUGCCUCUGGGUUAGGCAAGACGGAGGAUAUUUUACGGCCAUCUCCACUUGGCAACUGUGGCGCACCGUCGCCCACACACACAGGGGGUUUCCUGAGCGGCCUGUCGCUGUCACGAAAGCGCAACUCAAGCACGGGCGGGGGUGCAACCGCCGUGGACAUCCUCAGCAAGUAUAAGAAGGACUCGGAGACUAAACCCUAG